AUGCCUGAAAGAGGCGUCUGUUGUGUUCAAUGCGAGGACCCGGACCACGCGCUGUUGCGGCUACCCGUGCUGGAUGGACUCAGGGAAACGCAAUGCUGUGGCCCUACUGGUAGGGGUCCAUGCCUUCACGGAGGCUGGCGCGUACUGUGCGUGCGGCUCAAGAUUGGAGGCGUGCCCGGGACUGCGCCUUCCUCACCGUUCAUCGUGCAGGAUAGAAUUCACAGGAGAAAUGCAGUUCAGACAAGACAAAUCAGCUCAGCUUCUAUACACAACCGCCGUUGGGCAAUCCUUAAGCAAGAGUACCAAAGUCCUUGGAGACUUUGUCCGGGCUUUGUCGCCCAAGAUCCGUAUCAGUUAGCUACUGACCCUGUUUACUGCAAUGCGACAAACCGGGUUCCUAUCCGCUUCCGGGCCCCUGCGCUGCUGUUGCUGCACGACGUGCCUGAGCAAGGAUGCUGCGCUCGGGUCACGCCGCAUGGACGCAACCCCACAGGCUCCAAGGGAAAACACUUUUUUGUCUAUUUCAAAUUCACUAAUGAAUCAAGAAAACACAAAAUGAGCAGAAGGAAGUGCAGAUAUUCGGCGCAGGGAGUGAAGGGCCUGAGGGCCAGGCCGCCUCCAAUGGCCAAUAAGGCCUUCACUGGCCGCACACUGUCCAAGGAAUGGCCCGAAAACAACCCCUGGUGGCACAACCUCAACACUGGCUUUCAGCACAUGAAAGCUCAUUGGGUGAACAUAUUUCUGCAUACGUUGUGUAUGGGCGUGUCAGAUGCAGAUUGGGAAGGGUGCCAUGACUGCUACUUCCACGCUGACCUCCCAUCCUCGAGUGAAACGUAUCUGGAAGAUUUCUUGAAGUGCGCCAAGGAGUACAAAUUAUCUGAGCACUUCAAGCCGUGUCAGGAACUGGCUGAGGCAAAAGAUUUGCAAAUAGAAAUUGACAACACUCUCAUCACGCUGAGCCCCAUGGACAAGAACUCGCGAGGGCGGAUGGUAGUGCGUUGCCUGAAGGUCACCGCCACCGGAACAGCGGCCAUCUCAUGCAUCAAGCGGAUCAUCGAAGUGCAGGAGACCACAAUGGAAAAGCUGGACUUGUAUGAUUUCUUCCUCCUCGGCCAGUGCUUUAGUUUGGAGAAUGAGAUGAGUAUGGACAAGACCCUGAUACCCAACUUGGCUGUGCCGAAUCGCUACGGAGAAUACGUAGACUACGGGGUCAAGUUUUACAACACCCUGUACUACAAGGCCACGCCUGAGCAGGAGGCCCUGAAGAAAAUUGACACUCGUGGCCCGUCUCACAGGGAAGGAAUCCUUUCAAGUGCAGCAUCUGCUGCUGUAAAGAUGGAAGGAAAUGUGGAAUUACAAAUGGAGUCAGACACCAGUAAUGAGCAAAACACCAAUUAUGACGACCUGGUGCCUAUGGAUACCAUUGAAAAACCCAACAAGAAGCUCAUCCGUGUACUCAGUGUUCUAGGCUAUGUUAUUUCUGUGACAAUGGCGGGUGUCAUGUUGUCACUCUACUACGUUUUCUUGUGGAAACCCAGUAUAAAUUGUGUGUCCAGUCAGCCGCUGGUCAGUCAAUUCACGGUUGCACACCCGCUGGUCAUCAAGCGCCAGUUGGUCCAACCACCAGCCAGGGCAGUUCUUGGCCCCACCAAUCCCCAGCCCACCAACCUGUGGUUUGGUCACCCGAUUGUUGGGGCACCCAAACAAUUGAGUGACAAGAAUCAUGCUGAUUUUUUUCAGAAUUCAAUCUUUGACCUGCCUGAAAGUAUUCAUGGAUGGAAUUGCCAUGGUCACAGAGACCUGGACGGGUGGAUGUUAUUGUCUGACCAGAGUAACCAGACAGACAUAUACCAUUGCUUUCAAUUAAGCAAGCAAGAAGUGUUGCCAAGACGUCUGCCAUCCUAUCUAUGGCCCAUCUGGCAUUCUGGGAUGGAUCAUACUCUGUGACUUUUGAGGGUCUAUGUUUGGAACAGAAGACAUCCACACAUGUGCUCAUAACAGUAGUGCCUCUGUGACUAGUGGACAAUGAGCAAUUUUAGUAUCAAGUCCAUCAUCUGAAAAGUGUUAAAGUGUUUAAUCUUAAAUUCAGGUUAUGAUAAUUUCAACCAAAGUGGGGUCCACUACCAGAACCAAACAUAAUGUUAACAGCUGAGAUGCACUGUGAUUCUUUGAAUGAAUAACAUUGUAUUUUGAGUUCUUCUACGAUGUAUGCAGUGUUUUCUGCAUCGUCACUGAACAUUGGCUGGUUUUAAUGUCAACUUGAAAGAUUAGUUUACAAGACGGGAUGCUGCUUUGAAAAACCCCAAGAAUUCCAAUGUCCCUUUCAGCACAUGCUGAAGGUAUUACUUGCAGUGUAGUGAAAUAAAAGUUAUUCAAAUAAUGAUAUCUCAUUUAUUCACCUUUUAUACUAAAUUAAAAUGUCACGUGAUGUCUGUAGCCAGCAAUAGAAAAGUGUACGCAUGUGAACAAAUUCUUUUUCAAGGGUGCAAAAAU
Notodromas monacha is the source of this 2493-nucleotide messenger RNA. Lineage: Eukaryota; Metazoa; Arthropoda; Ostracoda; Podocopida; Cyprididae. The record is from the annotation of a GenBank genome assembly.